GAAUUCGACAGAGACAGCGAUGGAUAUCCCGAAACUUACACAGGAGCAGGCGCGUGCGGCACUGGAGGAGGUGACGGCGAUCUUUGAGAAGGAGGAGUCUGUGGCGCAGCUUGAGGCUGUCAAGAGCGAGGCCGGCGGCGAUCUGAUGAAGUGGAUGCAGAUGGUGGUGCCGAUGGUGAUGGAGAUGCAGAAGCCGGUGCUGCUCAAGUACGGCUUUGCCGAUAACCAGGCUGCAGCCAUGCAGUUUGCGCUCGCGCUCAACACCGCCGCAGGCGAGGACGAGGAGAUGAAGGCCCGCGUCGCCGCGCUCCGCUCGCAGUUUAUGCCUCCCGGCAUCCAGGUGCCUGGCGGCAAGAAGUAGCUGUCUGCCCUUGCUUUGACCUGAUCCGCCCUCGUCCUGCUCGAUGUGGUCGGCUCCGACUCGAGUCUAGCCUCUUGUGAAUGAAGAGCAGCGGCCAUGACCGGGCUGAUCUUC
This is a messenger RNA of Thecamonas trahens ATCC 50062, 475 nucleotides long. RefSeq lists its product as uncharacterized. NCBI's taxonomy places the organism in Eukaryota, Apusomonadida, Apusomonadidae. The record is from RefSeq and is a predicted model, not a curated record. The transcript has 2 exons. The coding region runs from base 20 to 361 and encodes 113 amino acids. Gene Ontology annotation, biological process: post-embryonic development.